CGGGCUCCGCAGCACCGACCCGGGGAUGCCCGUCGGGGGGGUGUGAGGCAGCACCUCGGUGCCCCGGGAGGAUGUCGGGGAGCGGCGCAGCGCUGCUGCUGCUGGUGGUGGCCGCGCUGCUCGGUGCCCCGGCGGGUGCGCAGCCACCGGGGGAAGCCGCUUGCCGCCCGGUCCGUGCCGCGUUCCAGGCGCUACAGCCCGGAGCCAAGUGGGUGCCCGAGACCCCCGUGCCAGGGUCUGAUCUGCAGGUAUGUAUCCCAAAGGGCUCCACAUGCUGCUCCAGGAGGAUGGAGGAGAAGUACCAGGCAACAGCCCGCCUGAACAUGGAGCAGCUCCUGCAGUCAGCCAGCAUGGAGCUGAAAUUCCUGGUCAUCCAGAACGCUGCUGUCUUCCAAGAAGCCUUUGAAAUUGUAGUACGACAUGCAAGAAACUUCACCAACAGCAUGUUUAGGACCCACUACAAGAGCAUGGGGCCCAGAGCUCUUAAGUUUGUUGGAGAACUUUUUACUGAUGUCUCGCUGUACAUAUUAGGCUCUGACAUCAGUGUUAAUGACAUGAUAAAUGAAUUUUUUGACAGUUUAUUCCCCUUGGUUUACUCUCAUUUGAUUAAUCCCGGCUUCCCUGACCCCCCUGUGGAAAUGACUGAAUGCCUGCGGGCAGCCAGGAGAGACCUCAAAGUCUUUGGUAACUACCCCAAGGUGAUGAUGACGCAGGUGUCCAAGUCGCUGCAGGCCACGCGAGUCUUUCUGCAGGCUCUCAACCUGGGCAUUGAGGUGAUAAACACCACUGACCACUUAAAAUUCAGCAAGGACUGUGGACGAGCUCUGCUAAAGAUGUGGUACUGCUCCCACUGCCAGGGGCUGCUCCUGGCCAAGCCCUGUGCCAGCUUCUGCAGUGUGGUGAUGCAAGGAUGCUUGGCGGGCGUCAUGGAGAUCGAUAACCACUGGCGAGAGUACAUUGGGUCGCUGGAGGGGCUGACCAAGGGCAUGCAUGGCAUCUAUGACAUGGAACAUGUCCUCCUGAGCCUCUUCUCCCUGGUCCGGGAUGCCAUCAUCUAUGUGCAGAAGAAUGAAGGAAAGCUCUCAACAACUAUCAGCCGACUGUGUGGCCAUGCCCAGCAGAGGCAGUAUCGAUCAGCUAAUUACCCUGAAGACCUUUUUGUUGACAAGAAAGUCCUGAAGCUGACUCACAUUGAGCAAGAAGAAACUUUGGCAGGCAGGAGGAGGGAGCUCAUUAUGAAGCUGAAGUCCCACAGCAGUUUUUACAGCAGUUUGCCAGAGUACAUCUGCAGCCACAGCUCUGCUGUUCAGAACGACAGCCUGUGUUGGAACGGACAAGAACUCGUGGAGAGCUACAGUCCCCAGAUCCCAAGGAAUGGAGCAAAAAAUCAGCCUGGCAACCAUGAGGUGAAGAUGAAAGGUCCUGAGCCAGUGAUCAGCCAGAUUAUUGACAAACUUAAACACAUCAACCAGCUGCUCAAAGGGAUGGCUUUGCCCCGCCGAAAAGCUUCAGGCAAAUCCCCAGAGGAGGAGGAGGAAAGCGGAGACUGUGAUGAUGAAGAUGACUGUGGUGGAGGCUCCGGGGAUGGAGAGAUGCGAGUGAGGAACCAGCUCCGGUUCUUAGCAGAGCUGGCCUAUGACCUGGACAUGGAGGAUGCCUCUGCAAACAAGCAGCUUCUGAAUCAUCAAAGCAAAGAUGGUGCCGUUGUCCCCAGCAGCAACCCUGGGAGCACAGCUUCCCACUCUGGCCCUGCCUCUGCCCUCACCCUGGUCCUGCCACUGCUGCUGGGCCACUGGCCAUGAGUGGUGCUGGUGGCAUCCCUCAGUGUCUCGCUGUGACUUUGUUUUUUUUAACGAGGAAGACAUUUGGAACCUCUUCUGAAGUAUAUGCACAUUUCCAAAACCAGGGCAAAGGACUUGAGUCACUUUUAUAAAAGAACAGACAAAAAAAAGAGCUGCUAAAAAGCACUCAUUCAUGGUAAACUAGUAAAUAUGUAACAGUGCUUUUUAAAGAUAAUCCUGUUUAAUAUAAGAAGGUUCGUAUUAAAUUGUAUGCCCUGCGGUUUUUGAAGACUGUCUCCCUUGCUCUUAAGUUGAAGACCAUAUUUCAUUUUGAGUUGUUCAAAUGUGCAUGGGUACAGAACACCUACGAUUAAUGAAAUACUCUCAGCAAAUAUCAGACCCUGAUCCUAUUUGACUUAAUGCAGAUUUUGUCUGUAGUUCAAACAGAUUUUGUACCUACUGUGGAUUCAAGGCUCACCCCUAGGAAUCUGGCCAAGCUCAUAAUAUGUAGGGUGUGUGAAGAUAGGGGAGAGAGAAGGUCAGAAGUACAGCAGGAGGAAAGAUACUGCAGAAGAGGAGUUGUGCAUCAAUAUGGUCACGGAGAUGUGGUCCUGUGGACAUGAAGCACAGCUGUAUGGUGUCAAGUUGCAGGUGAUUUUGCUGUUCACCUCUCAGCCAGGUUCUGCAAAGCCCUUCAGUGCAGUCAGCCAGUCCCUUCUGGCAUCCCUGUGGCCCGUGCAAUGCCCUGGUUUUAUUCUUCAGGAGUGAAGCACCUCCUUUCCCACGGGAAAUCUGCAAACACAGAUCCAGCCAAAGACUCAGCGUAGAUGUACACUCUGUGCUUUACAAGGGUGAAUAAUAGGUGUCCAACGCAUUGUUCUACAAGGGAGGAAAAGAAAAGGAUUUCCAGGAGCCCCAGGCAGAUGAGAAUCCUUCUCACGUAUUUCUUUGCAUGUUACUUUACUUAAGCUAUCUCUAAAAUAAAGA
Messenger RNA from Calypte anna (Anna's hummingbird), 2768 nucleotides. RefSeq names its product glypican 3 (gene GPC3). NCBI's taxonomy places the organism in Eukaryota, Metazoa, Chordata, Aves, Apodiformes, Trochilidae. Gene Ontology annotation, biological process: cell migration; positive regulation of canonical Wnt signaling pathway; regulation of protein localization to membrane. The transcript is spliced from 8 exons. Gene Ontology annotation, cellular component: cell surface; extracellular region; plasma membrane. Bases 72 to 1802 code for a protein of 576 amino acids. The record is from RefSeq and is a predicted model, not a curated record.